GCCCACAACCCGGUUAAUGAUUUAGGGUUUUUAGGGUUCGUCAUCAUUUCACAACCACUUUCCAGCACAAAAACGCCGCAUAUAUAAAUCUACAUCUUCCCGUUCAGUAAAGCUUCAGGCUUUGAGUCUCCCACUUUCAGAGAGCUAGAGAAAGAGAGGCAGAAUCCUUAAUCUUAAGCAAUGGCUCCCAAGACUCCGAAGGUGAGCAGAAACCCAAAUCUUGUUCGAGGAAUUGGCAAGUAUUCGAGGUCUCAGAUGUACCACAAGAGGGGUUUGUGGGCUAUCAAGGCCAAAAAUGGUGGUGUUUUCCCCAAGCACGACCCUAAACCCAAGCCAGCUGCUCCCGUUGAGAAGCCCCCGAAAUUCUAUCCGGCAGAUGAUGUUAAGAAGCCUCUGCUUAACAAGCGCAAGCCCAAACCUACCAAGCUUAGGGCUAGCAUUACUCCAGGAACUGUUUUGAUAAUUCUUGCUGGAAGGUUCAAGGGUAAGAGGGUCGUGUUCCUGAAGCAGCUUUCCUCUGGAUUGCUCUUGGUCACUGGACCAUUUAAGAUCAAUGGUGUCCCUCUGAGGAGAGUGAACCAAUCUUAUGUCAUUGCAACUUCCACCAAGGUUGAUGUCUCUGGAAUUAAUGUUGAUAAGUUUGAUGACAAAUACUUUGCCAAGCAAGCUGAGAAGAAGAAAAAGAAGGGAGAGGGCGAGUUCUUUGAGUCCGAGAAAGAGGAAAAGAAUGUACUUCCACAGGAGAAGAAGGAUGAUCAGAAAACUGUGGAUGCACCACUGAUUAAAUCAAUUGAGGGGGUUCCAGACUUGAAGGCGUAUUUAGGAGCUAGAUUUUCUCUUAAGGCGGGAAUGAAGCCUCAUGAGCUUGUCUUCUAGAGGAAAAAUCGAUUUAGGAUUGUUCCCCCAUGACUUUUUUUUGGAUUUUGUUUGAACCUUAUUUUAGCUGUUUUAUUGUUCCAUUUUUGCCAAUAGACAGCUAUAUGAACCUCAAGUAUAUGGUAAUGCAUUGUGCAAUGGAAUUUUUCUA
Hevea brasiliensis (rubber tree) is the source of this 1027-nucleotide messenger RNA. Its product is annotated as 60S ribosomal protein L6. The coding region runs from base 181 to 876 and encodes 231 amino acids. The record is from RefSeq and is a predicted model, not a curated record. Gene Ontology annotation, biological process: cytoplasmic translation; ribosomal large subunit assembly. Gene Ontology annotation, molecular function: RNA binding; structural constituent of ribosome. Lineage: Eukaryota; Viridiplantae; Streptophyta; Magnoliopsida; Malpighiales; Euphorbiaceae. Gene Ontology annotation, cellular component: cytosolic large ribosomal subunit; ribosome. The transcript has 4 exons.